Cyprinus carpio (common carp) is the source of this 1684-nucleotide messenger RNA. Its product is annotated as bMERB domain-containing protein 1-like. The record is from RefSeq and is a predicted model, not a curated record. The coding region runs from base 213 to 794 and encodes 193 amino acids. The transcript is spliced from 6 exons. NCBI's taxonomy places the organism in Eukaryota, Metazoa, Chordata, Actinopteri, Cypriniformes, Cyprinidae.
UGUUGAGCAUCACUACAAUGUAUCACGCACUCACUCGCUCAGCGCAUCGGCAGCAGGUGCGGGCGCGCGCAUCACUGUGUGCAUCACAGAGGACAUGGAGUUAAAAACCUCCAUCAGUGAAACUGCGCUUUGAUUCACCGCACCGGCCGAAGAGCAGAGCAGCGACAUUCUGAUCCAGCUCAAACUUGAAGUGUGUUGUGGAGCUUGAAAGCAUGGAGAAAGGGCGCAGCACCCCGAAACUCUACGGAUCACUGGAUAAAACAGAGCUCUGCGCAGACACGGGCAAACAAGCUGAAGAGGAUGUGGUGUCCAUGGCUGACUCCACCAUCACUGUGGAGGACAUCGAGGGAGAGCUGUUCAGAAUCGAGAGGAUAAAGGACGCGCUGGUCCGGAAAGAGUCUGAGCUCAGAUAUAUGAUGGACGACAUCCAGUUGUGUAAGGAGAUCACAAGGCUCAAAAAAGAACUCCAGAAAUUAGUUUCAAUCCCAGACAAAGACAAGUCAAAUGAGGACAGACAGCGUGAGGAAGAACUACUUCAGCAGAUCCAGAAGCUGGUGGAGACGCGGGACUUUCUAGUGGACGACAUGGAGUUUGAGAGGCUCAGAGAGCGAGAGGAGGACAAAGAGAUGGCUGACUUCCUACAGACCAACAUUCCCAACAGGUGCAGCAUGAAAACUCACAACAAGGACAAGAGAAUGACGUCCAGAGCCCAGCAGACCUCGUCUCCUUACGUGACCAAGACAGGUGUCACCCUGCUGAAAGAGUGCUGCGGCUUCACCUGCUCCAUCAUGUAGAUACGUGAAUGUAAAACAGCCCUCAGAUCCGUGAUUCAGCACAAUAUUUUCAAGCACUCUUUCACAUUACAUUUCAGAACAGACAGCAGUGCGUGAGCUUAUGAACUGAGCUAUUCACUCAAAGUAGACAUUCUAUUUUAAUUCAUCUGGUGAUGUUCAUAUUAUGCAUAAUUAUUGCAUUAACCUAAUCAAGGAGACUUCCAGAAUUAGCAGUGUGAUUAAAUAGUACGGACAGUGUAGCCUUAGUUCAGUUAUCAUUUAUUCACCUAUAAUGUUGAUCCAAACAUGUAUGAGUUUCUUUAUUCUGCUGAACACAAAAAGAUAUUUCGUAGAAUGUUGUGGUUCCCCAUUGCUUCCGUUGUAUUUUUUUAUACUAUGGAAGUCUGUGAAACCAAAAAUAUAAGAAUGCCAGCAUUCUUCGAAAUGCCUCUGUGGCUCACAGAAGCAAGAUAUUCAGACAGAUCUGGAAGAAGGUGAGUAAAUGAAGACAGAAUUCGUAUUUUUGGCUGAACCAUUCUUUUAAAGCAGACCAAGACUAACGUCAGGCUCAGGUGCAGAAUUCCCAUGAGCAGUUGUUAAGCUCUUGUUCUUGUUAGCACAUUAUUUCCUCCCUUCCUUCUUGCAAAAGACUAAAUUAUCUGUUGUGGAGUUGCAUCACCAGCCAACCACAAUGUAUGCCACCAAAAACACUGACAUUGUCCUUGGGUUUAGAAGGAAUAGUUCACCUAAAAAUGAAAAUUCUGUCAAUUUUUGAUGAUAAGGAAAGCACUGGUGUCUGAAAUCUCACCAGUUAGGCUAGAUAGAAAAAUACUUUGACUCACUUGAGAUUUGCAUCGGGAAAUGAAUUCAGUGCACAGUAGGGUUAUUUUAGUUCACUAAAACUAAAACCA